Vicia villosa (hairy vetch) is the source of this 3735-nucleotide messenger RNA. RefSeq names its product disease resistance protein RUN1-like. Gene Ontology annotation, biological process: defense response; signal transduction. The record is from RefSeq and is a predicted model, not a curated record. Gene Ontology annotation, molecular function: ADP binding. The coding region runs from base 127 to 2943 and encodes 938 amino acids. The transcript is spliced from 5 exons. Lineage: Eukaryota; Viridiplantae; Streptophyta; Magnoliopsida; Fabales; Fabaceae.
UGAAGACGUGAGUUAAGUUGACUGCAUCCCCUUCUCCCUGCGGUUUCUUUCUUUGUUGAAUCCACGAAAUUCUCUUCAUCUUCUAAUCAUUUUCUAUUCAACAAUUAAUUCUCUUUCAUAUCGUAAAUGUCUUCUUCCAGUUCCAGUUACAGUUUCUCACGUUUUGAUGAUGUUGAUACAAGAAAUAGAAGAACACAAACCGACACAAGGAUCCAUGAAGUCUUCCUAAGCUUCAGAGGGGAAGACACUCGUGCUUCUUUCACUUCACAUCUCUACGCUUUGCUUCAAAAUGAAGGAAUUCGCGUUUUUAGAGACGAUGAUUCACUUCGAAGGGGAGAUCAAAUUUCAACUUCACUACGCCGAGCAAUCCAAGAGUCUCAAAUUUCUGUUAUAGUUUUUUCAACAAACUACGCCGAAUCGUUUUGGUGUAUGGAAGAGUUGGUGUUAAUUAUGCAGUGUUACAGAACCGUGAAGCAAAUUGUUCUGCCAGUGUUCUAUGAUGUAGAUCCAUCUGAAGUACGUCAUCAAACUGGUAAGUUCGGAAAGGGCCUUCAAAAACUUUUGAAAAAGUUUUCAAACGAGGGGUUCGAUUCGGGAUUGAUGUUAGAAGAUUGUGGAAACCCGCUUAACGAUCGUCACACCAGAAGCUGGAGUACAGAGCUUCGUGAGGCUGCUUCCCUUGCUGGAUUCGUAGUCCCAAAUUCCGGGAAUGAAAGUGAGGCUAUCAAGAAUAUUGUUGAACAUGUUACACGAUUGCUAGAUAAGACACACUUGUUUAUUGCUAAUAAUCCAGUGGGAGUUGAAUCUCGAGUGCAAGAUAUGAUUCAACUGAUAUACCGAGACCAGGAUAUCAAACAAUCAAAUGAUGUUCUCCUAAUAGGGAUGUGGGGUAUGGGAGGAGUUGGUAAAACAACCAUUGCAAAAGCCAUUUACAAUGAAAUUGGCCACAAUUUUGAAGGUAGAAGCUUCCUUGCAAAUAUUAGGGAAGUUUGGGAGCAUAAUGUUGGACAAGUGGGUUUACAAGAACAACUUCUUUUUGAUAUUUGCAAAAAUAUGACAACUAAAAUACAAAGCACUGAAUAUGGAAAAAUCAUUAUAAAGAAUAGACUCUGCCAUAAAAGAGUAUUGAUUGUACUUGAUGAUGUGAAUACAUUGGCCCAACUUAAUGCUUUAUGUGGAAGUCGCAAUUGGUUUGGAUCGGGUAGUAGAAUAAUCAUCACAACAAGAGAUAGACAUAUACUUCGGGGAAAUAGAGUUGACCAAAUAUACAAAAUGAAGCACAUGGAUGAAAGUGAAUCAAUUGAGCUAUUUAGUUGGAAUGCAUUCAAGCAGGCAAGUCCUGCAGAAGAUUUUGUUGGAAUUUCUAGAAAUGUAGUGGAGUAUUCUGGGGGACUGCCGUUGGCUUUGGAAGUCCUUGGGUCGUAUUUGUUUGACAGGGAAUUAAGAGAGUGGCUUUGUGUGUUGGAGAAACUCAAAAGAAUUCCUAACGACCAAGUACAAAAGAAGCUAAAAAUAAGCUAUGACGGCUUAAAUGAUGACACCGAGAAAGAAAUGUUCCUUGACAUAGCUUGUUUCUUUAUUGGAAUGGACCGAAAUGAUGUUACUCUUACAUUAAAUGGCUGUGGACUUUUUGCAGAAAUUGGAAUCAGUAUCCUUGUUGAGCGAAGCCUUGUAAUUGUUGAUCAUAAAAAUAGACUUAGAAUGCAUGAUUUAGUGCGAGAUAUGGGCAGAGAAAUCAUUCGUGAGAAAUCACCUGAGGAACCUGAGUUGCGUUGCAGGUUGUGGUUUCAAGAGGAUGUGAUUGAUGUACUAUCAAAUCAAUCUGGAACAAAGUCUAUUAAAGGGUUGGCUUUGACGUUGCCAAGAGCUAAGGCAAAAUGUUUUAGAACUAAAGCAUUUAAGAAGAUGACGAGACUAAGAUUGCUUCAACUUUGUGGGGUAAAACUUGAUGGAGAUUUCGAAUACCUUUCAAAAAAUCUGAGAUGGCUGUCUUGGAAUGGAUUUCCUUUAAAACAUAUUCCUAAAAACGUUUGUCGAGAAAAUUUGGUUUCCAUCGAGUUAGAGAACAGCAAUGUCCAACUUGUGUGGAAAGAUAUUCAGAUGAUGGGAAAUUUGAAAAUUCUCAAUCUCAGUCAUUCUCAUUGUCUGACACACACCCCAAACUUUUCAUACAUGCCUAAUCUUGAAAAGCUAGUACUGAAAAAUUGUUCGAGGCUGUCUGAGGUUUCUCCUAGCAUUGAACAUCUCAAUAAAAUUCUUCUGAUAAAUUUAGAAAACUGCAUUAGCCUAUGUAGCCUCCCAAGAAGCAUCUAUAGGUUGAAAUCUUUAAAAACUCUCGUUCUUUCGGGUUGUUUAAAGAUUGACAAGUUGGAAGAGGAUUUGGUACAGUUGGAAUCUUUAACUACUCUGCUUGCAGAUAACACUGCAAUAACAAGAGUUCCUUUUUCAGUAGUACGGUCAAAAAGCAUUGGAUAUGUUUCUCUGUGCGGCUACGAAGGAUUUUCACGUGAUGUGUUUCCAUCCAUCAUUUGGUCUUGGAUGUCACCAUCAAAUAAUCUUCCAUCCCAAUUUCAAACAUCUUCUCUCAUGUCAUCUCUUGUUGCUUUAGAUGUACCAAGUAGUAGUUCCCAUGAACUAUCAGUUUUUUCUAACUACCUUCCGAGGCUUCGAAGUCUUUGGGUGGAUUGCAAAUCUGAAGCUCAACUUUCUCUAAAUGCAAAAAUAAUUGUGGAUACUUUAAAUGCCACCCUUUCUAAGGAAUUGGAAUCAAGUGCAACUACAUCACAAAUAUCAAAUAUUUCCACAUCUACAUUAAUUCAAUGCAGCAGUCAAGUGAAUGUUUCAAGAUCAAACCAUUCCUUUAAGUCUCUUUUAAUUCAAAUGGGAAUGAAUUGCCAAGUCACUAAUAUUCUGAAAGAGAUGAUUUUACAGAGAUAUGGAUGACGAGGUGGGCUUUAACUAUGGACCUAAGCCAAAAGUCUGGAGGGUUUAUACUAGAAGAAGUGGUAAAGGAAUAAAAGAAUAGAAUAAUUAUAGGAUUCUGUUACUAUAAUUAUGGGAGUUUUGUUAUUAUAGGAGUUUGUUAUUAUUUAUAGGAGUCUGUUCCUAUAAAAUAGGAAUAAGCUUAGGGCUAUAAAAGAGGGUAGAAAUAAGGGAUUUAGGAUUCUACUUAGGUUUUGAAAAUCACCGUCUUGGUGAGGGGAGCACGGCGUGCUUAGGGGCUGAUAGAUAUUCUCUAUCAGUUUGUUAUGUUCAUCACUGCUAGUUUUCUAUAAGUGACAUUCUUUUAAUUCUUCUAUUCAUAUUUUCAUUGUUCAUUCCCAUAUUCAAAUAAGAAUCCAUCAACUACCUUAAAAGUCGUACAAUUGAUGAGUUGUGAUUUGAUGACAGUUUAAAAUGUAUGUUUUACACUGGCAGUGCAUUUAUAACAAAGUUUUCUUACCCAUUAAAAGAAAAUGAGUAUGCAUCAUCUAUGUUAGUUAUGUAUUUGAUUUACAAGUAACCCAUGAAUAUGAGUUUUUCUUUUGGUGGCACGUAGAGUUGUGACAUCAAUUGCAUGAUCUUUGUUUCUAUGAAAAUAAACUGUUACAAACUUACAAUUUUCAAAAUUUUAGAGAGUGAUGGUCUGUUUUAUGAUUCCAAGCAACUGUUUGUGUAACUUCGAAAAACUUAACAUCUAAAAUAUUGAAAUACCUCGCGAUGAAAAUUAUAUCUUAAUUGUUGAAUAAAUUGAUA